This is a messenger RNA of Exophiala xenobiotica, 1914 nucleotides long. RefSeq lists its product as uncharacterized. The record is from RefSeq and is a predicted model, not a curated record. The transcript has a single exon. Bases 211 to 1914 code for a protein of 567 amino acids. NCBI's taxonomy places the organism in Eukaryota, Fungi, Ascomycota, Eurotiomycetes, Chaetothyriales, Herpotrichiellaceae.
ACAGGCGCAGACCCAUGUCGGCUGCUGCACUCACUGCGCCACGGCGGCAGCAGAAAGCGUGGCUUGGACUUCUUCUGGAGCAAGGCGCACCUCAACGUGUCCGGAUCUAACUUCCUUCACAUCCUCACCGAUUUAUAUGCUGUUGACUAUUCCUCCCAAAUCCUGAUGCACUGAAAGAAAUGGGAAGGCUCUUUGCCGACAGCAAUUACGAUGAACACAAGCUGGACAUCGACAGCCUUACUGAUGCAAUCUGCGCUGUCUCUGCCACCGAAAACGCAGUGGCCGAACCCUGAGCUUUCAAUCGACUCCAACCUACCAAGAAUUUCCAUCCGCAGAAGCGCCACCUUGCGAACUUAUUCCUUUUGGGCCGUGAAAGGGCCGGCCUUGGAUGCGUACAACUCGGUCAGAAACUCAAUAAAGGAUUGCCUACGCGACAGGGAUGAUUUGUUUGAGAAAUCGAAAGAAGCAGGCCUGCCUUAUAGCAUCGAGUGUUAUAUGGUAGGCAAGCGAUCGAAACAAGCGAGGCCCUGCAUUGCUAUCCUCUGUGAAUGUCCGCUUUUCUGCCGCAAAGCCAUCAAUGGCAUCCGAGAAACUAUAUGGUGGAGUCGAUUCAUUGAGUAUCAUCCGGCUUUCACAAUGGUCAGUCUUCCUAACAGUCCUGGUCCGGUGAGGAUGGCUGGUGGCAGUGGCGGUCAGUAUCUCAUCCAGGGACCUUCCGUGUACACAACUUUGUCUGAAGGGGUUUCAAACACUGCCCUUCCCUUGUUCUAUUUGGAUGAAGAAAUCGCAAGUGAUGAGGGCAUCUUCACUUAUAUUACGUCCAAUGUUGCCAGUCAGCCACACGCGGUUAUGGGAGGUUCAUUCCCCUUUGAUCAGAAACGUUAUGGUCUGACUGUUGCGCACGCUUGGAAGCAUAGAGCAUUGUGCCCCCAAUCUCAGCCGAUGCCUCAAGCCAUUGCACGUCAAUCGCCAACCUUCAGCUUUAUAGACGAUUUCGGCGAAGCAUCCCAGGUUAAUUCUGAGGCCGGAUCCGACGAUGAAACCGCGCGAAUACACAUUGGAGCUGGAGGGGAGCUCCCGGAUUUUCCAGAAGUUCCCACAAACAACGAUGGCAUUGGUCUGGGACAGACCGGGAGGACGCUCGUAAGAAAGUUAGGCCGCAUUCGAUACUCAUCAAGUGGAGAGCCUGGGGACGAGCUCGAUUGGGCAGUCAUUGAGUUCGAUGAUAGCUGGCUUGAGUCCCAGGACUAUGAGAAUUUUGAGAUCGCAAUAAACCCUGACAUUUUCGAGGAAAAGGAACAGGGAUUCUACGAUAUCAUUCCUGAGAAUAAUCUCUUUCCUGGCCCGUCAGUCCUCGAGAACUCAAGGCCAAUCUCCAUUAUUGGCCGCGAGGAGACGAUUGUCUCCGGUGUCAUCAAAGCGGGCUCAGCCUUGCUCAGCUUGAGUGAAAGUGACCAAUUGUCGUUGGCUCAAUUUGUUGUAAUGGAGGAAUCAUUGACCUUUGGUGACUGUGGGAGGUGGAUCUUCGACACUAAUGGUAUUUGGUAUGGGCAUAUCGUCGCCGGCUGUCCGGGCACAGGUUCCGCUUACAUUGCUCCAGCUUGGAGGAUCAUGGCAGAUAUAGAAGCCACUACUGACCUGACGAUGAAGGUAGAUCGAGUGAUCAUGGACAAAAACCACUAUACUAUUCCCCCGGUAACCCAAAAAGAUCAGGGCAUAGGAACGACCCAAGAUAGGAAGGGAAAACACAGAAGCGUCCGAGAAACUCAGAUAACGCGCGGAGUCAGAAGAACAAGUUGCUUUGCACAUUGGAAUGCCAUCUCCGAGGGCGACGCAUCCAAGCUCACCUCGGAGAAGGAAGUUUUCUUCAACCGAGGCAGAGCUGUACAGGUUUUUAGCCAAAUUAACCGCUGA